AUGUCGAGCACCUCUAGCGAUGUGCUCGACAUCUCAUGGGUUCCGCCAGUCACUAUAAUUACUAUGGGAACUUCUGAAAAGAAAAAAAGCGGCAGACAGGAAGAACGACGAUCAAAAUCGUCUUCCACUGGUAAAAAGCGAUCAAAAAAUGAAAAUAGUAGAGAUAGAAGACGAACUUCGGAUAGGAAUAAACCAAAGACAUCGGAUAGAACGAGAUCAGAAGAGCCGAGAGAAUCAGGGAGAAAAGAAAAAGAAAGAAGAGAUUCAAGUCCCCGACCAAAAAGUAGAUCUUCUUCGAGAAAACCGAAGAAAAGUGGACUGAGUCCUCCGAAAUCUUCCCUACAGAGUCUCCCGACAGAGCCCAUCAAUGAAGGAAUGGAUGUAACCCAAUGGGAGAACACUCCAUUCAAAGAAGAAGCAGCUGGAAAUGUGGUUCAGGAUCCAAAUGAAUUUGUGGUUGAUAAAGUUGGAGAGGGGACCCCAUUCCUUGCCGAACAGAAGCAGGUUAUGCUUCAAAAAGGGGAACAUUUGAAGGAUAAACCGAUGUAUACAUUGAUAUUUCUUACGAUUGAAUUUAUCCUCGCAUUGACAGUUCUGAUAGUUUGGAGUUGUUUUCUCGACAAAAACGAGUUCACACCGAUUCUUUUUUGCUUCACAAACAUCAUAAUUCUUAUCAUCGUACUUCUGAUUCUGCUAGUCAUCCAAUUCGGAAGAUUCAACGUUGUCAAAGAGGACCUAGAUGAUGAUUUUCGAUACAGAAUUCCGUAUCAUUGGAAGUAUUGGAUUUGCGUCUUCCACAUCCUUCGAUUCAUACUAAUCUGCUCCAAUAUCUCGAUUGCUGCUCUGGAUAAUGAUUUCGACGGUGGUGUCAUCACAAUGGUAUCCGCGAUGCCAAUUAUGCUAAUCAUCUCCGCGGGACAUGUAUUUUUUGCAUUGAGACCUCAAGGUUGA
Messenger RNA from Caenorhabditis remanei, 951 nucleotides. RefSeq lists its product as uncharacterized. Bases 1 to 951 code for a protein of 316 amino acids. The record is from RefSeq and is a predicted model, not a curated record. Lineage: Eukaryota; Metazoa; Nematoda; Chromadorea; Rhabditida; Rhabditidae. The transcript has 5 exons.